AUUGUGGGUAAGAGGAAGCGCUGGGGCCGGCCCGCUCCCCCCACGUGUCCGCCGGAGUUUCUCCACCAGCAACAUGGCCGCCGCCUGAGAGAAGAGCCGGGCCGCCGCCGCCUCUGCAGCCCGCGGGUAACUGGGCGGUUGCCGCCGUCCGCGCUCGGCCCCUGCGGAGAGAUCGAGCUCAAGGACUGCGCGGCUGGUUCUCCUCUAGUAUGGCCAAUGAAGAGGAUGACCCAGUCGUACAGGAGAUCGACGUGUACUUGGCCAAGAGUCUGGCGGAAAAGCUGUAUCUCUUUCAGUACCCUGUGCGUCCAGCCUCGAUGACCUACGAUGACAUUCCGCACCUCUCAGCCAAGAUCAAGCCCAAGCAGCAGAAGGUAGAGCUUGAGAUGGCCAUCGACACGCUGAACCCCAACUACUGCCGCAGCAAAGGAGAGCAGAUCGCGCUGAACGUGGAUGGGGCCUGCGCCGACGAGACCAGCACGUAUUCCUCGAAGCUGAUGGACAAACAAACCUUCUGCUCUUCCCAGACCACCAGUAACACAUCCCGUUAUGCUGCUGCACUCUACAGGCAAGGUGAGCUCCACCUGACACCUUUACAUGGCAUCCUGCAGCUGCGGCCCAGCUUCUCCUACCUGGAUAAGGCUGACGCCAAGCACCGGGAGAGGGAGGCAGCCAACGAGGGGGACUCUUCACAGGAUGAGGCAGAAGACGAUGUUAAGCAGAUCACGGUGCGGUUCUCCCGGCCCGAGUCAGAGCAGGCCCGCCAGCGCCGUGUGCAGUCCUACGAGUUCCUGCAGAAGAAGCAUGCGGAGGAGCCCUGGGUCCAUCUGCAUUACUAUGGCCUGAGGGACAGUCGCUCUGAGCAUGAGCGCCAGUACCUGCUGUGCCCCGGCUCGAGUGGAGUGGAGAACACGGAGCUCGUCAAGUCACCCAGUGAGUACCUGAUGAUGCUGAUGCCGCCCAGCCAGGAGGAGGAGAAAGACAAGCCUGUGGCCCCCAGCAACGUCCUGUCCAUGGCCCAGUUGCGCACGCUGCCCCUGGCUGAUCAGAUCAAGAUCCUGAUGAAGAAUGUGAAGGUCAUGCCUUUUGCCAACUUGAUGAGCCUCCUGGGCCCCUCCAUUGAUUCCGUGGCUGUUCUGCGGGGCAUCCAGAAGGUGGCGAUGUUGGUCCAAGGGAACUGGGUGGUGAAGAGUGACAUCCUAUACCCCAAGGACUCGUCCAGCCCUCACAGCGGCGUGCCUGCCGACGUGCUCUGCAGGGGCCGGGACUUCGUUAUGUGGAAGUUCACGCAGAGCCGCUGGGUGGUUAGGAAAGAGGUGGCAACGGUGACCAAACUCUGCGCUGAGGACGUGAAGGACUUCCUGGAGCACAUGGCUGUGGUGAGGAUCAACAAAGGCUGGGAGUUCAUUCUGCCUUACGACGGGGAGUUCAUCAAGAAGCACCCAGAUGUGGUCCAGCGGCAGCACAUGCUGUGGACGGGUAUCCAGGCCAAACUGGAAAAAGUCUAUAAUCUUGUAAAGGAAACCAUGCCAAAGAAGCCGGAUGCACAGUCAGGGCCUGCUGGGCUGGUCUCUGGGGACCAGCGGAUCCAAGUAGCCAAAACCAAGGCCCAGCAGAACCACGCGUUGCUGGAGCGGGAGCUGCAGCGGCGGAAGGAGCAGUUGCGGGCGCCUGCAGUCCCGCCCGGUGUGCGGAUCAAGGAAGAGCCGGUGAGUGAGGAGGGCGAGGAGGACGACGAGCAGGAGGCGGAGGAGGAGGAGCCCAUGGACACUUCCCCCAGCGGCCUCCACAGCAAGCUGGCCAACGGGCUGCCUCCCGGGCGGGCUGCAGGCACGGACAGCUUCAAUGGGCACCCGCCCCCGGGCUGCGCCAGCACCCCUGUGGCUCGGGAACUGAGGGCCUUCGUGGAGGCCACCUUUCAGAGACAGUUUGUGCUCACGCUGAGCGAACUCAAGCGCCUCUUCAACCUGCACUUGGCCAGCCUGCCCCCCGGCCACACACUCUUCAGCGGCAUCUCGGACCGCAUGCUGCAGGACACGGUGCUGGCCGCUGGUUGCAAGCAGAUACUGGUGCCUUUUCCCCCACAGACUGCUGCUUCCCCGGAUGAGCAGAAGGUGUUUGCCCUCUGGGAGUCUGGAGACAUGAGUGAUCAGCAUCGACAGGUUUUGCUUGAAAUUUUUUCCAAAAAUUACCGGGUACGCCGAAACAUGAUCCAGUCUCGGUUGACUCAAGAGUGUGGAGAAGAUCUCAGUAAACAGGAGGUGGAUAAAGUACUAAAGGACUGCUGUGUAAGCUAUGGUGGCAUGUGGUACCUUAAAGGGACAGUACAGUCUUGACAAUAGUAGCAAACCACUAACCCAGCAAAUCUAAGCCCAAGGAAGAAGGGCGGAACCAGAAGUAGAGCCUCGACUUGCUUCAGACGACACAGAGCAAGAGGAACUGACCAUCUCAUGGCCUGUGGCAUUGCAUGGUGCAGUGGACAGAAGGGAUUAUCCUCAGCCAGUGACAGGGUCAGCUUAAGUUAGAUCACUCCCAGAAGAGACCAGCUGGGACCUUCUUUGCAGUACUAUUUGAAAUUCCUGAUGUAUUUGGCUUAUUUGGUUUCAUUCUCAUAAUAAAGAGAGUGUAUACUGACAUGGGCAGGAUGAUAAAAAUCAUGGUUUAAUAUUUUCUUUUGUAAACUUAAUGCCAACAAGGUCUAAGUUAUGUUUACAACAUGAAGAAAACCUCAAAGUUUUUAAUUUUUAAAAUGCCUAGAAGACAAUAUUUAGUCUUGGAUUAUCUAUCUGCUAAGACCACCAAUUUCAUUAAACCAAAUUGAAUUACUCUACUCUUGGGAUUCUGUGGCCACUUUACCUUUGACAACAACCUACUUUAUGUAGCAGUUUCAACUGUUUACAUGAACCAUAGCAAAAAAAUCAGAAUCAAAUCCAUCUCCUUUUAAUGCUUGCACAAAGAUGCAAACAAAACCAGGUAAGUAUGGAACAAUGUAUAAGUGAGGUUAUCACACUUUGAUGUAAAAAUUUCUAUUUUGUGUAUUUUUAAAAUAAACGCUAACACUAAACUAGCA
Molecule: messenger RNA, 3070 nt
Organism: Rhinopithecus roxellana (golden snub-nosed monkey)
Lineage: Eukaryota; Metazoa; Chordata; Mammalia; Primates; Cercopithecidae
Gene: POLR3E
Product: RNA polymerase III subunit E
Exons: 21
Coding region: 210-2336 (708 amino acids)
Biological process (GO): DNA-templated transcription
Cellular component (GO): RNA polymerase III complex; nucleus
Source: RefSeq, a predicted model, not a curated record